ACAGAUUGUGACAAUCAGAUGACUAUUGUAUUCAAUACAACGUUCACUCAUAUAAAACCCUUAAAACCCUUUCCUUUCGUCCAUUCAUUGCAUUUGUUUUAUUGUUUUGUCUUUAAAUGUGUUUUGAUUGCAAACAACGCAUCCAUUAAUGCAUUCAGACAUUGAUUUCCAGUGAUUACUCAUUAAUAGUGUUAUUGUUGUUGUGAUUGAAACACCCGUUCAUUGCUUUCAUUGCUUCACUCAAUCACAACAACAGUCUUGAGUCCAAACUGAGCCCACCUUUGAUGACAUAUUUGACCGCUUUUUAUGAAUUGAUCGUUGAAUUAGUAAACGGUGUUUGAAAUGAUGGCCCGACAGGCAGUUGUGGUCAACGUUUACGAUAUGGCAUCGAUAAACCAGUACUCAUCCUCUCUGGGGAUCGGGAUCUACCACUCGGGGGUUCACGUCUACGACACGGAGUUUGGUUACGGCGGACACCCUUUCAGUCUUUCGGGAAUCUUCGAGAUUGAGCCCAAAGACGUGGAAUCGCUGGGAGAAGACAACUUCAAAUUCAAAGAGUCAGUGGUCAUCGGUUACACUGACUUUAGUCGCGACGAUAUAACAGAGAUAAUUGAAGAGAUGGGCAAAGAAUACAAAGGAGAUAAAUACCAUCUUUUGCACAGGAAUUGCAAUCAUUUUACCGAAGCAUUAGUUAAGUAUUUAUGCGGCAAAUCGAUCCCUUCGUGGAUCAAUCGAUUGGCGUAUAUAAGCACUUGUGUGCCAUUCCUGGAACGAUGUCUUCCUAAAGAACUUUUAAUACCUGUGGCUCUGGAAGAGUCCAUCAGAGAACAGGUGGCCAACGAAAGCGCUGAACACGAAGUGAUAAAAAACAAACUUUAAUUACAAUUUAGAAGUAAAUUACAGUCCAAUUAACGAACGAAUAGUACAUUUUAGUAUUUUUAUUAUCUUUAUUAAUCUUUUGCUGCCUUACUAUACAUUAGACAUAAGUUUUUUCUAUACAGACUAUUAACAGAUUUCCGGG
Molecule: messenger RNA, 1021 nt
Organism: Medioppia subpectinata
Lineage: Eukaryota; Metazoa; Arthropoda; Arachnida; Sarcoptiformes; Oppiidae
Source: the annotation of a GenBank genome assembly